This is a messenger RNA of Radiomyces spectabilis, 1114 nucleotides long. RefSeq lists its product as uncharacterized. The transcript has a single exon. The record is from RefSeq and is a predicted model, not a curated record. Lineage: Eukaryota; Fungi; Mucoromycota; Mucoromycetes; Mucorales; Radiomycetaceae. The coding region runs from base 302 to 970 and encodes 222 amino acids.
CUUUUUCUUGUCUCUUGUUUCUUUUCGCUCUCCCCCCCCCCCUUUGUUGUUGUUGUCUGUUGUUGUCUCUGCACCCCGUUGCGGUUGCCUUUGGUCGCGUCCUUGUGCCGUCCGUGUCGCCUUGCCCUUUGGCGAUUUGUCCUUUGGCGUUUUCCGUUGGCCUUGUCUUGGUCUUGCGUUGCGUUGCCUUCGGUGUUGCCGGUUGCCUGGUGCUUGUCUUUGGCAUUCCGUCUGACUUGUUGUCCGCUGCUUGUUCUCUGGUCGUCCUUUGGUUUCCCGGCUACCUUUGUGGUCUCCGUUUAUGACCUUUGUUUCUGGCUUUUUCUCUCGGCGCGCCUCGGUGAACUUUGGCGCCGGUGUUUCUGUCUGGCAUUUGGUGCGGCCUUUUCUCCUGGCCGCUUUCUCCUUGGGCCAUUUCUCAGCUUGGCUUUUUUUUUUUUCCGUGGGCCCUUUUCCUUGGGCCACUUCCCCGCGUGGCCUUUUUCCUGGCCAUUUCUCUGAGUCACCUUCCUUUGUGACCUUUUUUCCUGGCGCUUUCCCUGGGCCACGUUUCCCCUUUGUGGCCGUUCCCGCGGGCCACACUCCACCGUCUUUUGAGGUGGCGCUUUCCUUGGACCGGUUUUCCGUUUCGGCCUCUCUGGCUGGCCGCCUUCCAGCGCCUUUUGAGGUAGCCCUUUCUUCGGGGCCACUACCCGCUUUGACCGUUUUUCCUGCGGUCUCCUUUCCGCAUGGCCUUCUUCUCCGGCCACCUUCGACUGGCCACUUUCUCCAUGUGGCCUAUCUCUUGGGCCACUCUCUCUCUUUGGCCGUUCCUGGUAGCCACUUUUUUCCGCGUGCCGUCUUUCCUGGACGCUUCCUUUUGGGCCACUUUCUGUGUGGCCCAACGUCUUUCUCCAGAGGCUUCCCUUCAUCGUUUUCGAAGGGAAGCCUAAAACCAAGCUCAAAAUAUACAUUCACGAAUAAAGAAUGAAUUUUUCCUCUUUUCUCUGCCGCCAUUGUUGGUAUUUGAUAAGAAGAUCGAUACUACGGGAUCCAAAAAUAAAGAACACCAUAACGAAGCUGUUAAUCGGUAUAGCUGUCGCUAAACAAUUGAUAACAAAUUGUACACAAAAAU